Molecule: messenger RNA, 3530 nt
Organism: Corylus avellana
Lineage: Eukaryota; Viridiplantae; Streptophyta; Magnoliopsida; Fagales; Betulaceae
Source: RefSeq, a predicted model, not a curated record
CGUCUCUUUCUCUCCCACAUUUUUUGGUGUUCCUUUUCUUUUCCUCUCCCUCACAUUCUCUCUCCUCGGUAGUUAGCUCUCCUUUUUCAAUGCCAUUUGAAGGCUGUUGACUGAACGGGUACGGAGAUUCCUCAGAUCUACAGUGAAACUGUGAAAGCCUUUCGCUCUUCUCACUCCCAAUUCUUCUUCUUCUUCUUUUUCUUCUUCGGAGGAGGGUGGCUUUUGUUCAACCGCUAAAAGUUGGUGACCUGAGCAGGAACUUCUGGCCAAAUAAAACUGCAGCAUAUUUUUCUGCAUUGGAUUUUCUCCGUGCUCUAUUAACUCUAUCUCCUGGAUGUGAAAUGUUGCACAAGAUAUGUUUUUGAGAUUGCUGAGAUGCAUAUACUGAAGUGGCAACCAUGGUUCAGUAGCAUUAGAAUGCCCAUCUACGUUUAGACAAAUGGUUUCUGAAAUGGAGAGUGGUCAUAUUGAAGAGAUGGACAUCGAAGUCCUCCCUUCAAUGUGGCCUGACGAUGUUGGAACUGAUGCUGGAAAGCAAUUCAAUGUAGAAAAGCCAAAAGGGGAUCAAGAUAUGUUGGAGGAGGUUACAAUCAUAGAUGAUGCAACAAUAGUUGAUUUCAAGCGUCUUUUAGAGCUAACGAAUUACACUGAGACGGGCUCUUCUCAGUUGGCAUACCUUGUUAAGCACUGGGAGUAUAAGCAGGCAAAUGCUGUACGUCUUCUCAGAGAAGAACUUGACAUUCUAAGCAAACAACGGGAGGAAGUUGAGCUAAAAAAAUUGGAGAUAUUGGAGGAGCAUCGGUUUGAGGAAGAAAGAUAUGGCGGUGAUAAACGUCCAAUAUCUAUACUGGAUGAAGUUUAUGAUCUAUGGCAAGACGUUCCCCGCAGGAAAAAUGAUGUUAUUGUCCAGAAUAAGAGAGUUGAAAUAGAUGCUGAGUAUGAUACUGUUGUAUACUGGAAGCAGCGGGCUAUGCAUUUAGAGAAAUUAUUGGAGGCAAGUACUCAGAGAGAGCAGAUACUCAUUGAGAAGUUACAGGAAAGCAUAAAAGAUCUUGAAAGGCAGUCCUCACCUGUGGAAGAAUUGUCCCAGAUUCUGAAAAGAGCAGAUAAUUUCUUGCAUUUUGUACUUCAAAAUGCCCCCGUUGUCAUUGGCCAUCAGACAAUUGGUAUAAAUUAUAUGGGAAUGGAUGUAACUGACCAGGUAAGAAAACGAGAGAGGAUGGCAAAACUUCGAGAGGAAAUAGCAGUACAAAAGGCCAAGGAAACAGAACUGAACAAAACAAUUCAUAUAACAGAGGAGACAAUGCGAGCAAAACAAAUGCUAGCUACAAUGUCCCAUGAGAUAAGAUCUCCUCUAUCUGGAGUUGUUAGCAUGGCUGAGAUUCUUUCCACCACAAAAGUUGAUCAGGAGCAACGACAACUGUUGGAUUGCAUGCUAUCUUCUGGAGAUUUAGUUCUUCAACUUAUAAAUGACAUUCUUGACCUUUCGAAGGUUGAGUCAGGAGUUAUGAAGUUGGAAGCUACAAAAUUUCGGCCUAGACAGGUAGUAAAGCAUGUGCUUCAGACUGCCGCAGCAUCAUUACAGAAAAUUUUGACCUUGGAAGGACAUGUAGCAGAUGAUGUUCCUGUAGAGGUCAUUGGGGAUGUUCUAAGGAUUCGACAAAUUCUCACCAACUUGAUCAGCAAUGCUAUCAAGUUUACUCAUGAAGGAAAAGUUGGGGUAAACCUUUAUGUGGUACCAGAUCCAUCUUCUGUAAAGGGAGAAGGAUGCCAUCAGAAGUUGACUGCAGAUGAGUCGACAUGUUCAGCAAAUGGACGAAAAGAAGAGAAAUGCCUAUCAACAUCUCGAACUAUUGGUGAUUGGAAAGGUACCCAUGGUCAAAGACACAUUGAAGGUCCUUGCCAAAAUCAUCCAUCAUGUGAUGAACCUAGAACCCCACAUAAGAGUAAAGUCUCAGUAGAUGGAGAUAAUGAGGAGCAACCUCAUUCUCCUGAAACAAAAGUCUGGAUACGCUGUGAUGUGUAUGACACAGGAAUUGGAAUACCAGAAACUGCUUUACCUACACUAUUCAAGAAGUACAUGCAAGUUAGUGCGGAUCAUGCCCGAAAGUAUGGUGGGACUGGACUAGGACUAGCAAUAUGCAAACAACUGGUUGAGCUGAUGGGAGGUCAUCUUACGGUGUCGAGCCAAGAACACUGUGGGUCGACUUUUACGUUUGUACUACCAUACAAGGUUUCAACCGCAUCUGAUCAUUCUGAUGAUCCUGAUGAGCUCUCAGAUAUGGCUGAUCAUAAUGCGGCAACUGAUGAAGCUACUGAGAGAUUUUUCCAAUUUCAGCCUCGCACUUUGGGUUCACUAUUCUCGUCUAAUGGGUCCAGCAGGACUAAUAUGGGGUAUACCAGGUCACAUAAACUCAAUGGGUUCUCAGACAAUUCUUACUCAUUUCCCUCUAAUAGUGUCAGAUCAAAGGAGACGGCUUCAGUUGAGGAGGCAUGUUCUGUGGUUGAUGAUGCAGAGACACUAUGUCAACCAGAGAGUUCAUCAAGCCAUAGCCCAGACCCUGCUAACCGGGAUACAGUUUGUAGAGGCAAACAGUGUCAAGAUGACACAAGUUCUCAGUUCCAAAAUCCUAUUAUAGAUUCCACUCAUCACAAAGAAACAAGCAGAGAAGUCGCUGUAGUGGCAAAGACAAGAGAACCCCAAGGAACAUGUCAGAGGCAGGAGAAAUCUGAUGCAAGUUCCCAGUGCAUUUCUAGCAGCAGUACGGAAGUACCCAAAUCAACAUUAAAACCUAAGAUCCUUCUUGUUGAAGAUAACAAGACCAUCGUAAUGGUGACACAGUCAAUGAUGAAGCUGUUAGGCCAUAGCAUAGAUGUGGUGAAUAAUGGAGUUGAAGCUGUGUGCGCAGUUCAGCAUCAUAAUUACGAUCUCAUUCUCAUGGAUGUCUGCAUGCCAGUUAUGGAUGGCCUUCAAGCUACAAGACUAAUUCGUUCUUUUGAGGAAACUGGCAAUUGGGAUGCUGCAGUGAAGGCUGGAAUUGACCAAGCUUUGUUGUCUUUGGAUUCAUUACAAAAUGGUCUGGGUUCUACACCAUCUGCAAUGCGGAGACCCAUCAUAGCGAUGACAGCAAAUGCAUUGGCAGAGAGUGCAGAUGAGUGUUUGGCAAAUGGUAUGGACUCAUUCGUGUCAAAGCCUGUAACUUUGCAAAAAUUGAAAGAGUGUCUUGCAAAAUAUCUACCAUCAUGAUAUCUCUUGUAAAUUAAUGCUUGUGUAUAAAAAUGAAAGCGUGUUAGGAAAGUUUUGUAACCAAUAUGCAUCAUGUUCUUCUCAACAGUUAGUAUCUCCUCAGAAGCUGUAUAGGUCUAUGUCAUAUUCUUUUUUGUCUCUCUCCAAGAGCCUUUCACAUUGUUUUUCUAAGGAGGGGAGGCAUCUAUGAACUUUAGUUAGGAAUUAGGAAGUGAAAGCAAAGGCAUAAAGUGAUAAUUUUAUGAAAAUAUAUAUGCUGGCAUCAAAGAUGAUUGGAUAUCUC